Choloepus didactylus (southern two-toed sloth) is the source of this 1048-nucleotide messenger RNA. It is a transcript of the gene SYF2, whose product is annotated as SYF2 pre-mRNA splicing factor. The coding region runs from base 52 to 780 and encodes 242 amino acids. NCBI's taxonomy places the organism in Eukaryota, Metazoa, Chordata, Mammalia, Pilosa, Megalonychidae. Gene Ontology annotation, cellular component: catalytic step 2 spliceosome; post-mRNA release spliceosomal complex; Prp19 complex. The transcript has 7 exons. The record is from RefSeq and is a predicted model, not a curated record.
UGAACCCGGCAGCUUUACAGCUGUUAGGCGCAGUCGGCCGAGGAAGGUGUGAUGGCGGCGGUGACUCAGGUACCCGUAAACAGCACCGAGGAGGAGCAGCCCCUCACGGCGGCUGAGGAGCUGGCCGCCCAGAAGCGCGAACAGAGACUGCGCAAAUUCCGGGAACUGCACCUGAAGCGGAAUGAAGCUCGUAAAUUAAAUCACCAGGAAGUCAUGGAGGAAGAUAAAAGACUAAAGUUACCUGCAAAUUGGGAAGCCAAAAAAGCUCGUUUGGAAUGGGAACUGCGGGAAGAAGAAAGGAAAAAGGAGUGUGCAGCAAAAGGGGAAGACUAUGAGAAAGUUAAAUUGCUAGAGAUCAGUGCAGAAGAUGCAGAAAGAUGGGAGAGGAAAAAAAAGAGGAAAAACCCUGAUCUGGGAUUUUCAGAUUAUGCUGCUGCCCAGUUACGCCAGUAUCAUCGGUUGACCAAGCAGAUUAAACCUGACAUGGAAACGUAUGAGAGACUGAGAGAAAAGCAGGGAGAAGAGUUUUUCCCAACAUCCAACAGUCUUAUUCAUGGAACACAUGUGCCUUCCACUGAGGAAAUUGAUAGGAUGGUCAUAGAUCUGGAAAAACAAAUUGAAAAACGAGACAAAUACAGCCGGAGACGUCCUUACAACGACGAUGCAGAUAUCGACUACAUUAAUGAGAGGAAUGCCAAGUUCAAUAAGAAGGCUGAAAGAUUCUAUGGGAAAUAUACAGCCGAAAUUAAACAAAACUUGGAAAGAGGAACAGCUGUCUAAUCUCCUUCAGGAACUACUUUUAGAAGUUUGGGAAUGGAGUGAAAAUACCUGCCAGCAAAUUGAAGUUCUUUUAAAAAUUAUGCUAGUAAACCAGGACUCAAUCUAUACCUUCCCACUCAGCAUUUAGAAAUAAAUGUUUUUUCUUAAAUGUAUUCUUCCAUGUAUAUUUCCAAAUUUUUGUGCUUGACUAUAAGCUGUAUUUCUUGUAGGUACUUGUUUUGUAAAAAUCUACUUUGUAUAAAUUCUAAUUAUAUUAUUUUUCUAUGUA